This is a messenger RNA of Drepanopeziza brunnea f. sp. 'multigermtubi' MB_m1, 2922 nucleotides long. RefSeq lists its product as uncharacterized. The record is from RefSeq and is a predicted model, not a curated record. Lineage: Eukaryota; Fungi; Ascomycota; Leotiomycetes; Helotiales; Drepanopezizaceae. Gene Ontology annotation, molecular function: ATP hydrolysis activity; ATP binding.
AUGGAUACUCCAAGCACAACCCAGGGCGAGCAGGUGGCUGAUCGUGAUGGGGUCUCAGCUACUGGGCAGGCCAGCUCAAGUACACCAGUCGAGACACCCAAAUCCCCCGAGAAGUGCAAGAAACCAAAGUCCCAGAAACACAAGGAGCGUGACACGGCUGGCAGGCCGAGAUCCAGACCGAAGCUGAAGUCGAAGGCCAAGGGAAAGGGAAACGGGAAGGCAGUAGAGAGUGAGAGCGAGGAUUCCGACGGCUCGAGCUCUUCCGACGAUAGCGUGUCUGGGUCCAGCGAGUCAGAGGAGGACUCCGAGACGGAGACGGAGACGCAGAAGGAGAAGAAGAAGAAGAAGCGUAAGGCGACGAAGACUAAGCAGAAAGCUAAGGACAAGCGGAAGGCCAAAUCGAAGAAGUCUCGUAAAGCGGAAUCGGAUUCCGAAGAUUCGGACGAUGACUCUGAAGAUGAUUUGGAGGGGGACGACGAGGAAGAGGGGGAAGAUGACGACACGGACGAGGCCAGUGCGAGCGCCGCUCUGGAACAGCAGCUGCUGCAGUUGCAGAUGCAACAACUCCAACGCCAGCAUAGUCUUGGAGGAGCCGCCCUCGGUGGGCUGGGACUGGGGCGGUCGCUUUGCGGCCCACUGGGUGGUAGUGCUGCUGCUGCGGCUCGGUUGCAAGCUUCUCGGAACGCCAAAAAGCUUGCGGCCCUCGGCCUGGAUCCCGGCGGUGGUGCGAAAAAGAAGAAGGCGAAGAAGACCAAGGGGAAGCGUGGGAGUAAGCUUGAGUACAAGCGAGUUGACCAGCUGUGGGAUUCGACGAUCCACAACUACAAAUUGACCGACACGGCGGAAGACGAAGAGAGCUCCGAGUAUGAUCAGUACCUGUUCAAUGUGCGGCGGACUUUUGAUUGGGAAGGGCAAUACAAGAAAACCGUCAUUGAUAUCAAGAGCAAGCUCAUCAAGGAAGCUCUCAGCGAAGUCAUGGAAGGCGUCAAGGGGGUCUCGUUAGUUGAACAGAGCCCCGUCGUCGAUCCUAACCUUCUAUUCCUCUACCUGGAAGACCUUCGCGGCGUGUUCAGAGAACUGAAACACAAGAAGGUGACUGUCAAGAAGGGUCGGAAGAAGGCCAUCAAGCGUAAUCUGACCAAGCGAAAACACCUCAAGGUUCUUCUGAAGUACCUCGACAAGGACUAUUCGGCUACAAAGAAGACCUUGUACCCGAUGUUGGAUUCCGGGCUGGUUUCGUUUGAGUACCUCUGGGCUCUUUACAAGCCGAAUACUCUCGCCUACACGACCACAUACGGCUCCGAGGACGAGCCCCGAGCUUUCAAGAUCGAGCUUGCGGAGAAGGAACACAGCUUCAUGAAGGGCGAGUGGUACAGUAUCGAGGGCAAGUACCUGGAGCAUGAUGGCAAGCAAUGGGGAAUGGGAACCAUGGACUGCGAAGUUCCCGCCUUCAAGGGUGCCCGCAAGAUCACGAGUCUCAAUUGCUACCCGCUGAAGUAUCACAAGAAUGAGGAGAAGCUGCGUGCCGACCUCGUCGAGCGUGGCAAAAAGUUCGUCGCCCUACAGGGUGUCAACUACAAAUCUCACGAAGGCAUGGCAUACUACAAGAAGAAGAGGCAAGUCAUCAAGGUAAACAUCAACGGCCGCAUCAUGAUCGACCCUGCUAUCCAUCGUCGCAUCUUGCCAAACUACAACGUCAGUACCGUGAAGCCACAAGACCCGGAUCUUCUGGACUCGGAUUCCGAUGAUUCGGACGAUGGAAGCUGUCGCGGUUGCGAGGAAGAUUCUGAUGGCGGUGGACACGGACACUUCGAAGCUUCUCGCAAGGAAGAAGACGACGGGCCCAAGAUGAAGAUGAAAGUCGUUCUCGACGACAAGAAGAAACCUCUCCUUGUUCAAGUGGAAGUCGAUGCUGACGGUAACGAGCUCGCUGUGGAGAAGCUUGAAGAAGUUCCAAGCAAGACGGCCACCAAGAGGGACGAAGCUUCCCCAGAAGAAGACAAGAAGGCCCUUCCCGUUUUCACCGACGAGGAGUAUCUGAUUGCAUCACCCGUCGUUCUCGGCUUCGCGUUCGCGGAGAAGAUGUGGCUCGAGUUCACCGUAUCUGGGGUCAAGGAGAUCGUAUGGAACGAGGGCGCGUAUGAUUCCUUGGUCUUGGAGAACAACACCAAGGACAUCGUCAAGGCACUCGUUGAGUCUCACAAGUACCACCCGGCCGAGAGUAUCGACGAUGUCAUCCAAGGGAAGGGCAAGGGUCUCGUGGCCGUCCUUCACGGACCUCCGGGAACCGGCAAGACGCUGACCGCGGAAGGCAUUGCGGAACUGCUGAAGUGCCCGCUCUACAUGGUCUCGGCAGGAGAACUCGGUACCGAUCCUCGGACCCUCGAAGGUGAGCUCCAAAAGAUUCUCGACAUUGCUCACGCGUGGGGUGCUGUCCUCCUGCUUGAUGAAGCCGACGUCUUCUUGGAGAAGCGCACCAUCCAAGAUAUCCACCGCAAUGCCCUCGUCUCCAUCUUCCUCCGCCUGCUGGAGUACUUCCAAGGCAUCCUCUUCCUCACCACCAACCGCGUCGAGACGUUCGACGACGCCUUCCAAUCGAGAAUCCACAUCGCGCUCCGGUACGGAGAGCUGAGCGUCCAGGCGAGAAAGAGCGUCUUCAAGGCCUUCAUCGAGCGCGUCCGGGUCCUCGAGGGUAUCAGCACCAUGCCAUUCACCGACGAGGAUUACCGAACCCUUGCACGGAACGCUCUCAACGGUCGCCAGAUCAAGAAUACCAUCCGCACCGCGCAGGCGCUCGCCGUCAACAACCAGGAACCGCUCAGCAUGGAGCACAUCAAGCGCGUCCUCGACGUCUCCAACGCUUUCGAUCGCGACUUGAAGGGCGGCCCGGGCUUCGAAGACGCCAUGCGCGGAUACUUCUAA